Molecule: messenger RNA, 705 nt
Organism: Penicillium canariense
Lineage: Eukaryota; Fungi; Ascomycota; Eurotiomycetes; Eurotiales; Aspergillaceae
Exons: 1
Coding region: 1-705 (234 amino acids)
Source: RefSeq, a predicted model, not a curated record
AUGAGCUCAUACUUAGCGUCAUUCACCUCCUCAUCCUCCAUCUCCAAUGCCUUGGGUUCCAGGCUCAACAGCCUGCGCCGCGCCAUCACACUAGGCGACGAGGGGGACGACCCGGAGAACGAAGACUGCUCACACAUCUCCAACGCCCUUCGAGCAUACUAUACAGAAAAGGGACGACCAUUUCCUGCUUGGCUCCCUCCAGAUCCGAAGGCACCGGUCUCUGCAGCUCCCCGUGCCAUCGCGACCGCCUCCUCCGGACAAUACGGCCAACCCCCCGCCCCCAGUGCCCAUGGCCGGGGCGGCGGUGGUCUGAGUGAUCUAUGGGGUGACCCAGGCGCGUCUACGCCUGGGAGUGCUCAAACAGCUAGUCUUCGCCGCGGCCGCGGUAGUGGUGCCAGCAUGCCGGCGCUGGCGCCUGCCAAGAGCGCGCCGCCAGGACAGGCGAUGUCGUCCCUGCCACAGCUCACGCACUCCCAGUCUCACUCGCCUUCGACGGGAGGUUCACACCCUGCUGGGGCUCGCCCUCUGCCUAGCCAGCGUUCUGGGUCGUACCAGUCGGCGCAGUCUGGGCGGUCCAGCCAAGACAGCAGGGCUGGGGCUGGCUCUGCGCAGGAGCGACUGCGGGCACGGUUGCAUGGGGUGCGAUCCCCGAGCCCUAAUAUCGAUCCGAGUAUUCGCAAGCCCGUGGGGGGAAGGCAAUGGUAG